Dimorphilus gyrociliatus is the source of this 5599-nucleotide messenger RNA. The record is from the annotation of a GenBank genome assembly. Lineage: Eukaryota; Metazoa; Annelida; Polychaeta; Dinophilidae.
GUGUCACUAUAUUAAAUUCGAAGGGAUUACUGAAUUUCGUGUCAGAAAUUGCGUUAUGUGAUAAACAAAUUGUUGUAAAUCAGUUUUCUGCUUCUAAACAGAAAGGUUUUAACACUAUAUAGCAAAUAUGGCCGAAAGUUCAGACGUAUCUGCCAGUCCAUCAACAAAACCAGCAAAUAAACUUGACUCUAAAUCUAAAGAGGAACUGAUUAUUCUAGUAAAAAAGCAGUUACUUCAGAGUCAAAAGCUGAAGCAACAAAUUACAGACCUAAAUGGUAAAGUUACUGAACUUUCAAAUUCGGGAAAAGAUUGUGAAAAGUGUCAUGAUUUGAAUAGUAAUUUGCAGACUUAUAAAGCUGAAAAUUCGAGAUUAAAUGAAAUGAUUGAAUGUACGAAAAUGAAAGAAGAAGGAAUGAAAUCGACUUUCGAAUGUUUAAAUAAAGAGAUUAACGAACUGAAACUCAAAUUUAAGAACGCCGAAGCCGAAAACGAUGUUCUUAAAUCGGCACGUGAUGAUGCUAUAUCGGCGUGUAAGAUGGUUAAAGAUUCACUGAAAUCCGAAAUGGAAGAACUGAAGCAAGAAAAUAAUAGGCUAAAUCUGAAUUUACAAAAUAUUGAUAAAAAUACUGAUAUUAUCGAAAAUUUUGAAGCGGAAUGUGAAGAAAAUAGAAAAACCAUUGAAAGCCUAACGAAAGAAAAAAAUUCUUUUAUGGAAAGCUUAAAAAUACGUGAAAACGAGGCGAGAGAAAAUGAUGAGAAACACUUAAAUGAGAUUCUGCAACUUCAAAAGCAAAUAAAGAUAAUUGAAUCAGAGAGAGAAGAAUUUAAAAGUAAACUAGCAGAAUCUAAUUCUCCUGAGUCACAGCCUGAAUUAGAAAAAAUUAAGCAAGAUAAAAUUCUACUAGCAAAAGAAUUACAAAGAGUUCGAAAUCAAUUAUAUGAAUGGGAAAAGCUUUUGGAACUAGAAAGAUUUGAUAAGGACAGAGCGUAUGAAGAACUGCUGGAUUUGGAGAGAAAAGAAGACGAGAGCUUUCAUCAAUUAGAUGAUCUAAAUAGCGCUUUACAGGAAGCGCUCCAAGAAAGGGAUAAUUUAAGAGAAAAUCUUCUCAAGUUAAGAGAACAACAUGAAUCGGAUAGUACCAUUGAUUUACAAUGCCAAGUGGGAACUUUAAAAAAUGAACUUGAUAAGUUUCAGAAUAAAGUUGGACAGUUAAGUAAAGAAUUGGAAAAGAGAGAAAUCGCUUACGUUAAAAUUAAAGACGAACUUCAGAAUUCUGAAAGACAAAAUGAUGAAAUGAAAGAAAUUGUUAAAGUUGUCAAAAAUCAACAAUAUUCUCUUAUUCAACAAAACAAACAUCUCCACGAUGAAUUGAGAAACUUAAAUGAUUCUCAUCAAUCUAGAAUUAGCGAAUUAAUUGAAAAAUAUAACAUAAUGAAAAGCCAAUACUCGGAAAAUACAGAUAGAAAUUCUUGCCAACUGAAUAUGGAAUUGACUGGUCAAUUAACUAAGAUAAAUUCUAUUAGUCGAGAAUUAAAGUCAGCUUUAGAGGAUAAAGCGACAGAAUUGACUGAUUUAAAACAAACGCUGAUUAUUCUUCAAACGGAAAUGAAACGUCUAGAAGAAGAAAACAUUCAAUUAAAAUCUUUCCCAGAACAGACAGAACAAAUGAAGAUUAAAUCAAUAUAUGAGUCUGAUGAAGAGAAAAUCGAUCUAAGUGCCGAACUGAAUGCUCUUAAUGAAGCUCUGAGUCAAAUUAAAACUGAGAGUUUGGACUUGAAAGUUGAAGUUGAAAAGUUGCAAGAUGAGAAUAAUAAACAGAAGGAAAUGUUAACAGUAGAGCUGAAGAAAGUUAAAGACCAGUACGAAUCUUUCAAGGAAAGUACUGGCAAUGAAUUUGAAAGUACUAAAUUGGCGCAUGAACGUACGAUUCAAGAGUUGGAGCAAACUAAAAAUCAAAUACAGAAUUUACAAUCAACCAAAGAAGAGUGUGUGUCACAAAUAGCAGCUAAGGACGAAUUAUUACAAAACAUUAAAGCUCAAUACGAAGAUGUAUUGGCUGAGUAUACAUCGCUGAAAAAUUCCACAGAUAUAUCCACAGGUGAUUCAAAAUCGAUAAAUUUCCAAGAAGAGAUUGAAUCACUGAAGAAGGAAAUUAUAUCUCUUCAUGAAUCUUUACAAGUAAAGGAUCAUGAUUGCAAAAAAAUUAAGGAGGACUAUGAUAACUUGAAAGCAAAAAAAGAUACAAACUUAAUAGAAGCUGAGGAUGCUAUGAUAUCUCAUUUGAAAAAGCAACUAAUUGAAUGUGGUGCUCAAACUGAGUUAGAGUUUAUUUUAGGAAAAGAAGAAUCCUCAGAAGAUAAUAGGGAAAAUGUUGAUAUACUAUUACAGGAAAAAGAACUAGAAAUUAUAAAAUAUAAAACAACCAUAGAUGAGUGUGAAAAAUUAAUAGAAAACUUAGAAAGUAAAAUAGAGGAAAGCAAGCAGAAAGAAACUUGUACAAUAGAACAGCUCGAAUCUUUAAAAAAUUCCAACUCUCAGCAAAGAGAGUGUCUGGAAAACAUGACAACUGUGAUAAAUGAAUUAGAUAUAUCAUUAAAAGACAGGCAAAGUGAAGUAGCAAUUCUUAAUGAGAAAUUGUCUGAACUAAAUGUUAGGAUGGUCGAGAAGGAGUCCCUCCAAAAUGCUUUAAAAGCACUUUCUCAAGAAACAGAGGAAUUAAAGUGUAAAUUAAAAAUAAGCGAAGAAAUGCUCGUUAAAUCCUCCAAUAAUAACGAAAAACUGGUUGCUCAAAUAACUGAUUUAGAAAAUAAAAAUUAUGACAAAACAAUUUCAGAUUUAGCCGCUCAAUUGAAAGAAAUUGAAGAGAAAUUUACUGAAGAAAGUCAAGCUAAUCAUCACUUGAAAGAGGAUCUCAAUCGUCAAAGAGAAUCACAAGAAGAGAAAACAGCUAAUAUUAAAGAAUAUCUCGCCAAAAUAGACAAUUUGGAACAAUUAAACAAAAGUUUAGAAGAGCAAAUAAACCAAUUUAAAGCUAAAGAAUAUGAAAAAAACAACGAAGAAUUGUAUAAUAAAUUAAACAAUACAAACGUACAAUUAACUGCAGCUUUAAAGAACAACGAAUUGUUAAAAGAAGAAAUAUCGUUUUUUACUGAAAAAGAAUAUGAAAAAUCUAUAGAAAAGCUAAAUCAAGAUCUUAAAGAAGCCAAUCAAGAUCUAAUAGCUUCGAAUAAAAACAAUGAUUUGUUAAAGGAACAAAUAGACCAAUUGGAGAAUUUAUUAGGAAGUAAGAAAGAGUUGGCUUCACAAGAAAUUAUUUCUUUAAUUAAUGAAAAUUCCGAUUUAAGAGCUUCUUUAGAAAAACUACGAGCAGAUGUAGAUAGCUUAAGGAUAGAAAACGAAAGUAUUUCGGAAAAAUUGUCAAAAUCAAAGGCGGAAGGAAAGGAAAAUGUUGACAAAUGUUUUAAAUUUAAACAAAUUGCUUUAAAAUCCAAAAAAGAGUGUAACGAAAUAAAAAUCAAAGUAGAAAGUUUAGAAAAUGACAAAGAAAACGCUGUUAGCCAAUUAGAAUCAUUAAACCAGACCUUUUCUCAACUGAAAAAAGAAAAAGAAUCUCUAGAGAUUAUCGGCAAAGAACUAAACAAUGAAAUUGAAGAUUUGAAAGAUCUUAAUCUAAAAUUGAAGAACGAAAAUAAAGAUAUAAUAAAUUCCCUAUCUUCUUCAACAGCUGAUAGAGAGAAAGCUGAUAGUGAAAUUAAUUCUUUAAAAGAUGUUAUUUCUAAUUUGGAAAAGGGUUGCAACGAAGCAAAAGAACUAAAAAGUAAUAUAUCCAAAAUGAAAAAUGACAAUGAUGAAAUGAAAUUUAAACUAGAAAAUUCGGAGAGAGAGAAAGAGAAAGUUAAUAAUGAAGUUAUUACCCUUAAAGGUCAAUUAUCCAGCAUGGAAAAAGAAAAGAAUGAAUUACAAAAAACUCGAGAAGAUUAUGCCAAUGAAAUCGUUUCGUUAAAGAAAGUAGCCAGCAAGAAUUCUAUGCUAGAUUUGGAAUUCGCUGAUUAUGAAAGAACUAUUGAAACACUAAACAAAUCUAUCGAAGAGAAGGUAAAAGAGAAUGAAAAUUUACAAGCGGAAGUUGAAAGGCGAGAAUCUUUGGUAGAGUCACUAAAAAAGGAAAUAGAGAGCUCUGAAAGUCAGACAAAAUCAGCAGAGGACAGAAUGUUAAAAUUGAAGCAGUUACUAAAAAAAAUCAAAAAAGAGUUAACUGAUUCUAGACAGUCGGAAAUGAACUUGAAAAAAAGAGAGGCUGAACUCCAAAUAGACGUUGAAAGAUUAGUGAGCCAAAACGAAAAGAGUAAAUUGGAUUUAUCAAACUCAUUGUCUGCCAAACAAAAAAUAGAAGAUAGACUUGAAAAGUCUAACGAACAGUUACAAAAGACAAUCAAAUCAUUGGAAUCCCGAAUGAGACAUUUGAAUGAAGAUUUGGAAUUAAGUAAGAAUGAGCUUGAAACUGUUCAAUCAGAAUAUGAAAGUUACAAAGUCAAGGUAAAAAGUGUGUUAACUAGGCAAUCGAAACCAGAUACAGCGUUUCAGACUAAAAUGGAAGAGUUAAAAGAAGAAAAAUCAAAUCUAGAAUCAAAUGUUGAAAAUUUGAGGGCUAAAGUUAGAGAAUUAAAAGAGCAAAUAAUGACUGUUCAGUCAGAAAGUGAACAUCUCGAAGAUGAAAACAGAAGAAUAAUGCAGCGAAAUAAUAAAUUACAACGAGAUCUUAAAACUAAAGAAACAGAAUUCAGAGAAAGAUUUGAAGAUCUGCAACAGUCAAAGAAUGAGCAUUUCGAAUCAGUUAAACAAUUAACAGUUCAGAAUGAAAACCUUUCGAAAACUUUUAAAGAUCAAAUGAAAAGUGUUCAAGAUGAACAUAGAAAGGCUCUUUGCAUGUUACAACAGCAAUUGGAUAAUUCACAUUCGGAGAAUAAACAAAUUCAAACAGAACUACACAAAGUUAGGAACCUAUUAGCUGAUGGAUCUCAAAUCACCGUUAAAGAGCAAAUAACAGACAUAUUGAACGAUCCCAGGCAAGUUGAGAGACCAAGCGCUGAAGGAAUGGAAUAUAAAGAAAUUGAAAGAAAAGAAAAAAGAAAUUUUUCGUCUUUCGAACAACUACUAAACUCCCCGAUCGAUUCGAGGCCCCCAAGUGAAAUAUUCGAAUAUGAAGAUGAAGGAAUACUAAAGACAAAAUUAACAACAUCGCAAAAGAAAGUGGAACAUCUUAGCGAGCUUUUGAAUGAGAGCGAAGCGACUUCUGCCAGACUUUCUGAGCAAACUAGAUUCUUAAAAGAAGAAAUUCGUCGAUUAGAAAGAAAUCAAGAACGCGAAAAUUCCGUCUCAAAUAUGGAAUAUUUAAAGAACAUUAUUUUUAAGUUUGUAACAAUUAAAAAUGGUGAUGAAAGACAGCAAUUGGUCCCUGUUUUACAUACCAUGUUAAAGUUGAGCGUAGAUGAGAAAAAUCUACUAAAUAAAGUCGCAUCGGGUUCAGAAACUGAAUCUAAAGCUGCCGCAGAUACUGCUUGGAGUGGAUACUUCCAUAGAUGGACUGGAUAUUCUUAA